AUGUAUAUGGCUUAUGGGUGGCCUCAGGUCAUCCCUCUGGAGCAAGGACUGUGCCCUUCUGUGCAGAAGAUUGUGUAUUUCAAACUCAUCAAUCGCCUGUGGCUUGUUGUUUCUCCUACUCAUUUUGAACUGUGGAACUCUUCUCAGCAUAGAGUGAGAUUGGGAAAGUACAAGAGAGAUUCGGAUUCGUUGAAGAGAGAAGGUGAAAACUUGCAGGCUGUGUGGAGUCCCGAUACUAAAUUAAUUGCUAUUCUUACAUCUUCUUUCUAUCUUCACAUUUUCAAGGUCCGAUUCUUGGAUAAAAAAAUACACAUUGGUGGGAAACAACCUUCUGCUUUGUCACUAGCUACUAUAUCUCUUCUUCUCAGUGAGCAAGUUCCUUUUGCAACGAAGAAUUUGUCGGUGAGCAAUAUUGUUAGUGAUAACAAACAUUUGCUGCUUGGACUUUCUGAUGGAACAUUGUACAGUAUGUCUUGGAAGGGGGAGUUCUAUGGAGCUUUUCAAUUUGAUCCAAAUCCUUCUUCUAGCUUUGAUGAUUCUCAAUUACCACAUUCUUUAGAGAACGGUGUUUGUCCUAAAGGCCUCCCAAAGGUUCCUAUGCCCAAUCACAUUAUUCCAAAAAAUUCUGAAAUCAAACAGCUGGAGCUCUCCCUUUCAUUGAGAAAAGAGGUUGCCUUGUGGGGACGCUUUUCUUUAUAUGAUUGGGGAUAUUCAAUGGAUGACACUGGCCCUGUUAGUUGCAUUGCAUGGACACCUGAUAACUCUGCUUUUGCAGUUGGGUGGAAAUUAAGGGGGCUUACAGUUUGGUCAGUUUCUGGUUGCCGCUUGAUGUCAACAAUCCGACAGAUAGGUUUAAGUUCUGUAUCUUCUCCAAUUACUAAGCCAAACCGUGAUUGUAAGUAUGAGCCGUUGAUGGGUGGAUCCUCACUGAUGCAGUGGGGUGAACAUGGAUAUAGACUUUAUGUUAUUGAGGAGAGAUCUUCAGAGAGAAUUAUUUCAUUCUCUUUUGGAAAAUGCUGUCUUAGCAGAGGUGUUUCUGGAACUGCAUACAUCCGGCAAGUGAUUUAUGGGGAAGACCGGUUACUCAUUGUGCAGUCAGAAGAGAUUGACGAGCUUAAAAUGCUGCAUCUUAAGCUUCCAGUUUCUUAUAUUUCCCAAAACUGGCCUGUUCAACAUGUGGCAGCUAGUCAGGAUGGAAUGUACCUAGCAGUCGCUGGUCUCCAUGGUUUGAUAUUGUAUGAUAUACGAUUGAAAAGAUGGAGAGUAUUUGGAGAUGUUACUCAGGAGCAAAAGAUUCAGUGUAAGGGCUUGCUAUGGCUGGGAAAGAUUGUUGUUGUCUGCAACUAUAUUGAGUCUUCCAACACGUAUGAAUUGCUGUUUUACCCAAGAUAUCACCUUGAUCAAAGCUCAUUGCUCUGUCGAAAACCAUUGCUAGCGAAACCAGUUGUGAUGGAUGUGUACCAAGAUUAUAUACUGGUUACAUAUAGACCAUUUGAUGUCCAUAUAUUCAAUGUUAAAUUAUUUGGUGAAUUAACUCCUUCAGGAAAUCCAAAUUUACAGCUUUCUGCAGUACGAGAACUUUCAAUUAUGACUGCCAAGAGUCAUCCUGCAGCAAUGCGAUUCAUUCCUGAUCAAAUCCCACGAGAGCCUAUUUCAAAAAAUUACAUUUCAUCUUCAUCAGAUUCAUUUAGUGGAGAACCAGCAAGAUGUCUGAUAUUGAGGUCAAAUGGGGAGCUUUCGCUUCUUGAUUUGGAUGAUGGUCGGGAAAGAAAUCUUACGGAUUCAGUUGAGCUUUUUUGGGUCACUUGUGGCCAGUUUGAGGAUAAAACAAAUUUGAUUGAGGAAGUUUCAUGGUUAGAUUAUGGUCAUCGGGGCAUGCAGGUUUGGUAUCCAUCUCCAGGUCCAAAUUCUUUCAAGCAGGAAGACUUCUUGCAGUUGGAUCCAGAGCUGGAGUUCGAUCGUGAAGUAUACCCUCUGGGACUUCUUCCGAAUGCUGGUGUAGUUGUUGGUGUUUCCCAGAGAAUGUCAUUUCCAUCAAGUGCAGAAUUCCCGUGUUUUGAGCCAUCUCCUCAGGCACAAACUAUAUUGCAUUGCCUACUUCGCCAUCUUCUUCAGAGAGACAAAAUUGAGGAAGCUUUAAGGCUGGCAGAACUAUCGGCAGAAAAGCCUCAUUUUUCACAUUGUCUAGAGUGGCUUCUUUUUACAGUAUUUGAAGCAGAUAUAUCGAGGCCAAAUGUAGACAAGAACCAGAUCUCAGUUCUUAAACAUGUAAAAACUCUUUUGGAGAAGACCUGUGAUCUUAUCCGAAAUUUUCCAGAGUACUUAGAUGUUGUUGUUAGUGUCGCAAGAAAAACAGAUGGUCGUCAUUGGGCAGAUUUGUUCUCUGCUGCUGGAAGAUCAACAGAAUUGUUUGAGGAAUGUUUUCAACGUAGAUGGUACCGCACUGCAGCUUGCUAUAUACUUGUAAUUGCCAAACUUGAAGGUCCUGCUGUGAGUCAGUAUUGUGCUUUACGGUUAUUACAGGCGACACUCGUUGAUUCUUUAUAUGAGCUUGCUGGGGAGCUGGUGAGAUUCUUGCUAAGAUCGGGUAGGGAAUAUGACCAUGCAUCAUCCGAUUCAGAUAAACAAUUGUCUCCCAGAUUUUUAGGCUAUUUUCUUUUUCGUUCUACUGAGCGCAAGCAAGCAUUGGAUAAAAGCCCCUCAUCCAAGGAACAAAGUGCUCAUGUCACCUCAGUUAAGAAUAUUUUAGAAAACCAUGCUAGUUACUUGAUGGCAGGGAAAGAGCUCUCCAAGCUUGUUGCAUUUGUAAAAGGAACUCAAUUUGAUUUAGUGGAAUAUCUGCAACGUGAAAGAUAUGGGAGUGCUCGGUUGGAGAAUUUCGCUUCAGGGCUUGAACUAAUAAGCCAAAAGCUUCAAAUGGAAACAUUACAGAGCCGAUUGGAUGCCGACUUUCUCCUGGCUCAUAUGUGCUCUGUCAAAUUUAAGGAAUGGAUAGUUGUCCUUGCUACUCUCUUAAGACGUUCCGAGGUUCUGUUUGACUUAUUCCGUCACGAUUUUCGGUUAUGGAAAGCUUACAGCAGCACCCUGCAGUCACAUCCAGCAUUUACUGAAUAUCAAGAUUUAUUGGAAGACCUGGAAGAGAAGCUUUCAUCUGUUACAAAUGAGGAAGAAGAAUGA
This is a messenger RNA of Vicia faba (fava bean), 3177 nucleotides long. NCBI's taxonomy places the organism in Eukaryota, Viridiplantae, Streptophyta, Magnoliopsida, Fabales, Fabaceae. The record is from the annotation of a GenBank genome assembly.